AUGGAUCUGAAGAUUGUUCCUAAACUUACCAGGCCGUUAGUAGUAGGUCAGCCUACUGGCAAACAUGGGCUAUUAGCUGGUGACAAGAUGAAGGCCAAAGUUGGGAGCAAGGCAACAAUGAAAUCUCCUAUAACUGCGCCCGCUGUUAAGGGUUCAGUAUCUAAAACCGCCCCUGCCAAAACAGGGGGGCCGAAACCAACCGCGAAACUGGCCGGGAAGGUUUCGGCUGCAAAAUCAGUCGUCAAAGCGCCUGCUUUGAAAACACCUCGAACGACAACAGUCACUCCGCCAACCGUGGUGGCACCAAAGACGGUAGACCUGCGGUCGGUGACUGCCCCAAAGACGUUAGGGACUGCCGCGAAAAAUGCACUGGGGCCUACUGCAAAAACCGCGUUGGGACCUACUACGAGAUCGGCACUAGGCUCUGGCUUGAAGACAGCGCUGGGGCCUACUUCCAAGAUGACGCUGGGACCCGUGAAAACGACACCCGUGAAAACGACACCCUUAAAGGUCGGACAACUUGUGAAAGCUUCAGCGCCGCCCGUUUUGGGCAAGACGGAUGGAAAAGCAAUUGUGCCCAAGAAAAUCACUACCCUCGCAAAGGGGAAGAACUUGGCGGUUAAGAAAACUUCGGCCAAGGUCAUGGCCCCUGUUCAGACACCGCGGCCUCAAGUGGAUCGACCAACGGAAGUGGAUCGACCAACGGAAGUGGAUCGACCAACGGAAGUGGAUCGACCAACGGAAGUGGAUCGACCAACAGAAGCGGAUCGACCAACGGAAGUGGAUCGACCAACGGAAGUGGAUCAAAGGAUGGAGGACCCUGAUGAGUCCAAAACACUUUUUGUGUCUGUGGCAACUGGCAUGGCCAAGAAUCGUGCUCCUUUCCGCAAGUCCGAGAGCACGGUGGUGGGGGCCACGCUGGAAGAGGACUUCUCUCAGGAAUUUACACCGAAGGGAUUCGAACCGGGGACCAUUGUCGCUCCAAUGCAACAUGACGCCUUCGUCCGUCUUUUCGACGACCACCACGACCAGUCGCACCGGGUCGACGAGAGCAUAGCGGGCAAGCACACCGAGGAUGAACCUAUUGAGAACGCAGUCCCGCCUGAGGAUAGAAGGCGCUCGGAAGACACACAACAGCAAGGGGAGCCUUUAACAGAAGGGGAGUCUGCGAAGGAACCAGAGUCUGUGAAGGAACCAGAGUCUGUGAAGGAACCAGAGUCUGUGAAGGAACCAGAGUCUGUGAAGGAACCAGAGUCUGUGAAGGAACCAGAGUCUGUGAAGGAACCAGAGUCUGUGAAGGAACCAGAGUCUGUGAAGGAACCAGAGUCUGCGAAGGAACCAGAGUCUGGGAGGGAAGCGGAGUCUAUGAAGGAAGCGGAGUCUAGUCUCUGA
Gregarina niphandrodes is the source of this 1392-nucleotide messenger RNA. RefSeq lists its product as hypothetical. The coding region runs from base 1 to 1392 and encodes 463 amino acids. NCBI's taxonomy places the organism in Eukaryota, Apicomplexa, Conoidasida, Eugregarinorida, Gregarinidae. The record is from RefSeq and is a predicted model, not a curated record. The transcript has 3 exons.